This is a messenger RNA of Camellia sinensis, 2001 nucleotides long. Its product is annotated as protein trichome birefringence-like 8. The record is from RefSeq and is a predicted model, not a curated record. Gene Ontology annotation, molecular function: O-acetyltransferase activity. Gene Ontology annotation, cellular component: Golgi apparatus. Lineage: Eukaryota; Viridiplantae; Streptophyta; Magnoliopsida; Ericales; Theaceae.
GAAAACAUGUCCAAAUCCAAUUAAUUAUUCCAGAAAAGGCAGUGAUCUAUACAUGGCAACAAACAAUUAAUGCCCCCCCAAAAUUAUCAAUUUAAUUAUUCCAUUAUUUAAUAGACAACACAUCUAAAAUCUCUCUCUCUCGGAACAGCACAAAAGUAGAACCAUUCAAAAUAAAAUAAAUAAAUAAAUAAAUAAAAAAACCAUCUUUCCUUCCUCUUCUCAUGGAUCUGCAACCCUCUGUGCCAGAUAAUCAACAACCCAUACCAGUAGUACCACAAAAGCUACAAUUUAUUCUCUUUCCCUAUCUUACAAAGAGAGAAGCGACCUAUGCAUUGUGCUUUCUCUCUUUUCUCAUUAUUACCAUCACCUUCUUCAACACCACAAGUCGUUUCCAGCAUCCACAGUCUCUUCUUGGCAUUGGCUUCUUGUCCCCAGUCCUUCCCAAAACUCAAAAACCAUUACCACCACCGCUAUCAUCAUCAGGAGGAGGAGUCUGUGAUUAUUCCAAUGGUAAAUGGGUUUGGGACGAAACCUACGCCCUCCGAUACUAUUCUGAGGACUGCCCGUUUCUUGAUCCAGGCUUCAGAUGCCAGCAAAGUGGCCGGCGAGACCUUGAUUAUCGCAAAUGGCGGUGGCAACCGCACGGCUGUGAUCUUCCAAGAUUUAACGCAAGUGAUCUUCUCAAUAGGAGUCGCAACAGCCGGAUAGUAUUUGCAGGGGACUCUAUUGGUAGAAACCAAUGGGAAUCCUUGCUAUGCAUGCUAGCACAGGGUGUUUCAAACAAGUCCACAAUAUAUGAAGAAAAUGGCAACCCUAUAACCAAACACAGGGGCUUCCUCUCUAUGCGGUUCCAGGAAUACAACCUCACUGUCGAAUACUACAGGCUUCCCUUCCUCGUCAUAUUGGACCGCCCCCCAAAAAAUGCAUCCAAGGAAGUCCACGGCGCCAUUAGGGUCGACGUGCUUCACUGGUACUCUUCAAAGUGGGUCAGAGCAGAUGUUCUUGUUUUCAAUGCCGGCCACUGGUGGAACCACGACAAAACCAUACACAUGGGACUUUAUUUCCAGGAAGGUGGGACUGUGAACAUGAGCAUGGAUGUAAUGGAAGCGUUUCGGAGGUCCUUGCAAACCUUGAAGUUGUGGUCAAUUCAAAAUUUAGAUCCUGGAAAAAGUCAUAUUUUCUUCCGUAGCUACGCACCAGUGCAUUACAGGAAUGGAACAUGGAACGAAGGGGGAAGCUGUGAUACUAACACAGCACCAGAAACCGACCACACAAAGAUGGAAGCUGAGCCACCAAAUAAUCUGUUUAUCUCUGACGUAGUUAAAUUGAUGGAAAGGGCUAAUCGAAAAGCACAGUUCUUGAACAUCUCAUAUCUAUCAGAGUUUAGAAACGAUGGUCACCCUUCAAGCCAUCGCGAGCCAGGUACACCACCUGAUGCUCCCCAAGACUGCAGCCACUGGUGCCUACCUGGUGUUCCGGACACAUGGAAUGAACUUCUCUAUGCUCAACUACUGUCAAAGGGAUUCAGAGCUAGGGCCAAAUGAAAAUCGGUGGUUACUUUAGUAGUUGAGAUACUUCUAAUUCAGGGUAAUUGCUUGGCAAUUUCAUUGAGGUUAGCGUCAGUAGUUUCCAAUUCUUUCACCUUCUCAAGGGCCUCAGGGGAUCUAACCUUUUCAGUCCAUAUGUGGAUGGAGGGUAUCUGCAAGAGAACAGAGUACUUGAUAAGCCAGGGUUAAGCUCCAUUAAGCAUUUAAGAUAGAAAACUUGGGCUCUGGAAAAUACUGACCAGCAUUGGUACAUAUCUUUGAAUCAUGGCUAACAUGGCUACAUGCCCAACUCCAGAAACCUGUUGUACAUUUAUUAUGGCUCAGACAAUGGAUUAUGAUAACUCAAGCACCAAGAGAGGGGGAAAAAAAUGGGCACGUUAAUGUUAUUUGUUUAAAAGAGGGAAAGCAAAGCAAGUAACAGACUUUGUUUGAGAAAAGUUUGAUAAAACAUCCA